AAUAUUUAGUUUGUGUGCUUCAAUUGUUUCUUUGCCAGUUUGUCUUUGUACCUCAUGUUAAGUGUCCCAGCCUUGUGCUGGUGUUUUUCCUGGACCUUUGGACUUGUUUCCCUGUUUGUACUACUUCUUUGGAUUUGACUUUUGCUUGCCUCACCAUCCUGUCAUCUUUGUGCCUUUUUGUUUAAUAAAUGUCACUAAACUACACCCAUUCUCCCUAUGCAUCUGCAUUUGGGUCCUACUCCUGCUUUCCUGGUUCCCUGGCUUGACUACCCUACAACUGCAGAAGAGGAUAACUUCUUGAAAAUAGCCUCCACUGUCUAUAACAGCCCUUUAUACCCUGGAGACACUUUACCCUUUGGAGAAAUGUUUAACUCCUUGUCAACUUUUUGAAAGUCACACAAGCAACUGAGGGCAUGAGGUCAUGAUUGGUUUGACUGACAGUGAGUGUAAGACAACACCGCAUGCGGAUGAGGAAGUGCGUCUUGUCAGUCUUCCCCUGUAACACUGCAACCUCCACAGGAGCCAGGAGGAGUUUUAGGAGGGCAGAAAAUACAGAGCUCCUACCUGAGCCACGGAUCACCUGCAAAGCGAAAGAAGAAACACAUCUGUUGGAUUUUGUAAUCUGUUCCACUUUCUUCCACAUUUGUCUUCCAUCAGCAAAGAAGAUGGCAUACAGAGGCAGCGUAAGACCUUUCGUCAACUUCAACGCCAAACACGAUGCUGAAAUCCUCCAUAAAGCUAUGAAAGGAAUCGGUACGGAUGAAGAUGCAGUCCUCAUGCUUCUGACUGCACGCAGCAACGAGCAACGUCAGGAAAUUAAGGCAGCUUACAAAAAGGCCUACGGAAAGGACUUGGUCAGCGCUUUGAAAUCGGAGCUCGGUGGGCUGUUUGAGAGUCUGAUUGUGGCCUUGAUGACCCCUCCUAUCUUAUUUGAUGCUUCCCAACUGCACAAGGCUCUCAAGGGCGCCGGGACUGAUGACAACGUGCUGAUUGAGAUCCUGGCCUCCAGGACCGGCGAACAGAUUAAAGAUAUCAUUAAAGUGUACAAGAGAGAGUUCAGCGGCAAGCUGGAGAAAGAUAUAUGCAGUGACACCUCAGGGCACUAUCAGAAACUACUGGUGAUCCUCCUGCAGGGGAACAGGGAGGAGGGAGUAGACGAGGGAAUGAUCGAGAAAGACGCUAAGGACUUGUAUGCUGCUGGUGAGGGCAAGUUUGGCACAGAUGAGGAAAAAUUCAUUACAAUUCUUGGCAACAGGAGCGCAGAGCAUCUAAGAAAAGUGUUUGAUGCCUACAAGAAGCUCUCUGGCCAUGAUAUAGAGGACUGCAUUACAGGAGAGACCACUGGGAAUUUGGAGAACUUACUGCUAGCAGUUGUAAAAUGUGCCAGGAGUCUCCCAGAUUAUUUUGCUGAAGGCCUGUAUAAAUCUAUGAGGCGCGCUGGAACUGAUGACGAUACUCUGAUGAGGAUAAUGGUGUCGAGGAGUGAGGUGGACAUGUUGGACAUCAGAGCCAGCUUCAAAAAGACAUAUGGGGCGUCUCUUUACACCACUAUCCAGGAGGACACAGCUGGGGACUACCAGAAGGCUUUACUUUACCUCUGUGGUGGGAAUGAUUAAUGUUGUUUUACAAUGUGUUUAGCAGCGCUGAAUGAUGAGCCACCGUGUUGCUGCGAGACAGAGCUACACGUGAGUUUAUUGAUCCAGAGUUGUUGAUUCUUUCUGACUUGAUUUGAAUUAGUGUGAAUUAGUUUGACUUAUGACAAUAUCCUCUGCAUGAACAGCAAAGAGUGCAUUCACUUAAGUUAUUUCAUUUUUGUUUAAUACUAGACACAAUUUAAACAGCUCCACAAUGAGUGCAGGUGCAGUUUUGAUUUUAAUGUAGAGAAUAAUGGUAGCUGUGCUUGAAUAAUUAAAUAUGUGGUUAUUUUUAAACACUUAAAUUGUUUUGCUUUAGUCAUGUGGCCCUGUUUUUUUGUCAUACAUACAAUGUUUGUAGUUACCUUACAGUGCACAGUGCUCACAGCAUGUGUUAAAUGGAACUUACAAAAUACAAUACUGCUGCUGAAUUAUUAAACCCUACAUGUCGACAGCGCUCCCGCCCUCAUUAAUUACAAAUGAACUGCUGAUCUAGACUUGAAUUGCAAUGCGGCUGUCCCUGAUCAAAAAGUAAUGGGACACUAUUAGACAUUCGUUGACUCAUAUAAAGAAAUCUACUGCCUCCAUGUCUUUCUGCAUGAAGGAGGCUGAAGUCAAACAAAUUGGGUCCUUAGAUCAAUAGAUGGGAAAUUACUUCGCUUUGCUGGAGUUGUACCACAGGGUGGCAGCAAAGUCUGAGAUCAGCAGACUGUUUCUCCACAUUGUUUUCAUUUAUAUUUAUAGCACAGAAAUAUUUUACCUCGAAAAUAUCUGAAUUUGUGUUCUCCCUCUUUGAAAAUAAAGUUUUUGAAAUAGCACAACUUGA
Siniperca chuatsi (mandarin fish) is the source of this 2460-nucleotide messenger RNA. RefSeq names its product annexin A5a (gene anxa5a). Lineage: Eukaryota; Metazoa; Chordata; Actinopteri; Centrarchiformes; Sinipercidae. Gene Ontology annotation, molecular function: calcium-dependent phospholipid binding; calcium ion binding. The coding region runs from base 462 to 1616 and encodes 384 amino acids. The record is from RefSeq and is a predicted model, not a curated record. Gene Ontology annotation, biological process: negative regulation of coagulation. Gene Ontology annotation, cellular component: cytoplasm. The transcript has 13 exons.